Messenger RNA from Drosophila biarmipes, 599 nucleotides. RefSeq lists its product as uncharacterized. The transcript has a single exon. Lineage: Eukaryota; Metazoa; Arthropoda; Insecta; Diptera; Drosophilidae. The coding region runs from base 227 to 436 and encodes 69 amino acids. The record is from RefSeq and is a predicted model, not a curated record.
GAAAACAGAGUGAUCAUAAAAAACCAUAUCAUACAAAGCGCCGAGAUCUACGUGAGCGGCAACGCAAUUCUCCUGGGCUUUCGGUCGGUGCCAAAACCUGAUUGAUAAGCCAGCGUCUGAGAACGGCAAGAACCGAUCGGCCGCCGAUAUCCAUAUAAAUAUAGAUAGGCUGGUCACGGGCAGCAUUGCAGUUCAGCACUCGCAGCGGAGCACUUCCAUCCGAGCCAUGUCAGUUCAAGGAAUCAUCCACAGCCUCCUGGUGUCCCUGCUCCUUCUCCUGGCAGUCGUGUCCGGCUCCCCGGCCCGGGGAUAUUACCAAUCUCCGACGCGAGGCGGUCGCAGUUACACGGACAUCGCCCGAGUGGUCAAUCCGAAUCAGUACGCCUUCCCGGGAUCCCGCACUUAUCCGGGCCAACCCUUCUGGCCUUCGGGUUAGGAAUAACAUUAUACUAUGUGGCUUUAGUCGUCUCAGGAUUAGCUAGACAAUGAACUGUUAUAUAUUAUACCGGAAAAUAUUCAAUAGAAUUAAGUUUAAGAUAAGUAGCAUUAACAGUGCGACCAAAAUUGUUCCAAUGGAAUAAUAUUAUUAAAUAAAUUAU